Schistosoma haematobium is the source of this 2466-nucleotide messenger RNA. RefSeq names its product Amino-acid acetyltransferase, mitochondrial (gene ARG2). The coding region runs from base 1 to 2466 and encodes 821 amino acids. Gene Ontology annotation, cellular component: membrane; cytosol; cytoplasm. Lineage: Eukaryota; Metazoa; Platyhelminthes; Trematoda; Strigeidida; Schistosomatidae. The transcript is spliced from 12 exons. The record is from RefSeq and is a predicted model, not a curated record. Gene Ontology annotation, molecular function: manganese ion binding; fucosyltransferase activity; arginase activity.
AUGUUGAAAUCGGUUGCAACCCCUUAUUAUCCUAUUCAGGAUAAUGAAAAACCAAAGCUUUUAUAUACAUCUGCUAAUUUCUUGGGUAUACCCACCAACAGGGGACAACCAAAAAUUGGUACAUAUCAAGGACCAGAACUUAUCCGAAAAUCUAAUUUUUUCCAGCUUGUAGCUGAAGAUGGAAUACAGUUAAUUGAUUGUGGAGAUGUUACACCUGUAGAACUAAGUGAAACAGAGGAUCCACAACGUUUUGGAAUGAAAUGGUCACGGAGUUUCUCAUUGACCACUUUAAAAAUAGCCGAACGUGUGGAGGGAUUAAUGAAACAGUCAACUAAACAUAAUACUGAAUCAAAUGAAUCAAAAUCAACUCCUUUAGUAAUUGUUGGUGGUGAUCAUAGUAUGGCAACUGGAACCAUACUUGGACAUGCUAAAGCUAAACCAGAUCUGUGUGUGUUAUGGAUUGAUGCUCAUGGUGACAUAAAUACACCACUGAAUUCAGCUUCUGGAAAUAUACAUGGAAUGCCUUUAAGUUUUCUAGUAAAAGAAUUACAAGACCAAAUACCGUGGUUGGACGACUUUGAAGGCAUAAAACCUUGUCUCAAUGCCAGUAAUAUUGCCUAUAUUGGUUUGCGGGAUUUAGAUGCUUAUGAAACAUAUGAUAUUAGAAAACAUGGCAUUGCUUAUUUUACAAUGCUGGAUGUUGACCGAAUGGGAAUAGAAGCUGUUAUUAAAGAAGCAUUGCAAGCAGUAAAUCCAAGAUUGGAGAAAGCUAUUCACUUGAGUUUUGAUAUAGAUGCACUGGAUCCUUUAGUAGCCCCGAGUACUGGCACUGCUGUUCCAGGUGGUUUAACAUUACGUGAAGGUUUAAGAAUAUGUGAAGAGGUUUCAGCGACAGGAAAACUUUCUAUAGUUGAAUUGGCUGAAUUAAAUCCUUUAUUAGGAUCUAAGGAAGAUGUUGUAAAAACUCAAUCAUCCGCUGUUCAGAUUUUGAGAGCAUGUUUAGGCCAUUGUCGUUCAGGUCAUUUACCAUUCAAUGUUCGUAAUUUAACUGAUCAAGGUAUUAUUAGUCGAAUGGCACAUAUGCAGACAAAACAAAAUGUAAAACGAACAAUUUUAAAAAAGCCCAUUUUUGUCUUCGUAUAUUCACUUUUAUUAUUUUCAUUAAUUUUUCUAAUUGCAAAUCAUUCAGAAAAAACAUUCUUAUCAGUUAAGCUAAUUGACAUAAACACUCAUAACGUGUAUAAAAAAUAUGAACGAUCAUUCAGUGGACAUGAGAAUUUAAUUUUCAACAUUGAUUAUGCUAACUUUAGUAUUGAAAAACAAAAAAAUGUAAAUGUAAAUUCAAAACGACAUUUAGGUUCAAUUGAUACAAAGCUAUUUGAUAUACAAGGUUUUAUACUGAAAAAGAAAUUCAAUAUGAAUAAUUUAAUCUUAUUUCCAUUUGAAACAGAUAAUCCAUAUGAGGAUGAUAGAAUAUUAGCACAAAUGAGUUAUGUUCCUGUACAAGUGUUAGAAGCACGUAAAAAUGGACGGACUCUUAUGAAACGUAUUUAUUAUCCAAGUAAAUCCUCUAAUUCAUUUCCCGAUCUGUCACAUUGUCCUGUGUAUGAAUGUAGUGUAAGUCAUACGAUUCAGCAAGCUGACUUAGUUGUUUUUGAAAAUGAUGCAGAACUUAGUAGAUUAAAGAAACAAAAGAAUCAAUCUUGGCUGAUUUAUCAUCUUGAAUCUCCACGACAUUUUUCAUUCCCUACGUUCAAAAACUUGAUUAAUUUUACCGCUACAUAUACAGUGGAUUCAACUAUAGUUACACCAUAUUAUAAAUAUGUACCAUUUUCAGAUAUGGUGCCAAAAGAUUUAAAUCAUUCAAUUGAAUUUGAUAAAGAUUUUUCUAAUGGUAAAACUAAAAUGAUUGCAUGGUUUGUAAGUAAUUGUAAUGGUGGUGGUCCACGAAUGAAUUAUGCUAAGGAAUUAAUGAAAUAUAUCAAAGUUGAUAUCUAUGGUGCAUGUGGAGAUCUAAUUUGUGAUAAAUAUAAUAGCAAGUGUUUUGAAUCAUUGAAAAAUGAUUAUAAAUUCUAUCUCAGUUUUGAGAAUAGUAUCUGUCAAGAUUAUAUUACUGAAAAGUUCUUUCUAAAUGCUCUUAAAAAUACUGUUGUUCCAAUCGUAAUGGGUGCAUCGAAAUCAGAAUAUGUAAGAUCAGCUCCAUCAAAUUCUUUUAUUCAUGUAGAUGAUUUUAAUUCUGUCAAACAAUUAGCGGAUUAUUUGUACUAUCUAGACAACAAUAAAACUGCUUAUAAUGAAUACUUUAAUUGGCAUAACCAUGGAACAGUUGAUUUUAAUACAUUCACUGAUUGUCGACUAUGUAUGCUGGCGCAUGAAAUCGAUAACUUGGAACGACCUUAUUGGUAUGAAGAUGUAAAUCAAUGGAGAGAGAAUAGUUGUGAAAAUCGUAAAUUUCCGAUUAUUUGA